Molecule: messenger RNA, 1505 nt
Organism: Microplitis mediator
Lineage: Eukaryota; Metazoa; Arthropoda; Insecta; Hymenoptera; Braconidae
Exons: 5
Coding region: 368-988 (206 amino acids)
Source: RefSeq, a predicted model, not a curated record
UCGCGUCCUGUUCAUACGGUGUUGAGCGCCAUUUUGAUUAUUGUAUAAUUUACGCGCACAUGCAGUUACUUAUUUUAUAAAAAUAUAUAAUAAUUAAUAAAUAUUGAAAUUAAAUUUUAUAAAAAUUUAAUUAUUCAGAUUAAGUGUCAAAAUUUUUUAAUAUGGUCAAGACAAGAGACGAGUGGAUCCGUUGGUUUACCAGCGAUGAAGAGAUAAAAUCUUAUCAUGUGGGCGACGAUACUGUGUUAGAAAAUUUCGAGGUUAAGUCACAUGUGUCGAGGGUACAUCCUCUGUAAAGACCAAGUAUAGUCCGCAGACUCCUCUCUUUAAAAUCUACGCCAGUAAUGGCAAGUCACAGACGACAAAAAUGGUAUUUUGGGGCAAAAAUGCCACUAAGUGGUCUCCAUUGAUUAGUGAGCGUUCGAUUAUACGUGUUCAAUGGGCCAAGGUGUGCACUCCUAACUCUCAAUGGAAAGGACUAGUUGCUGUAACUGCCAAUACUGAAUUGAAUAUUCAGGCUAAUACGACUAUUACUUUUGAAGAUGAGAAGUUUUUGGACCCUGUAGUGGUUAAUUCUAAUCCGGUGGUUUAUGAAGAAAUCUUAUUGCAAGAUAUUGCUGCUCAUCAAGAUAAAAAAAUUAACGUGAAAGGUUGGAUUAAGGUACCAUUUCAACACGUUACUUUCGGCGGAGGUAGCCGUGGAUGUGGUUCAAUUGUAGACCAUGAAUGGCGUAUCAGAGUAACCGUUCGCUUAUUUCUCGACAAUCCCCUUUUAAAAAAAGGGUCACAUGUUUCUGUCAACGGUGUGAUUUCUCCACAUUACGGUUCUUCAUUAAUUUGCGACAACAUUGGUGAUGUUGUGAUCACCGCUAAUGAGAAUAUACUCUCUGAGGAUGAAUUGAACGGGAUGGGAUUUUACACACCGAAACGCAAGAUAGAAGGCGAUACUGAGAAGCCAUCUUCGAAAAGAUCACCGUUUGAUAAUUAACUCUAAAGUAACGUUAAAUAAUUUAUUAUUUUUGAAAAAAAUUGCGUGACCUGAUUAAAAUUAGCAGCUAUAAUUAAACCAUCAAUUGGAAGAAGGAAAUAAUUCCAAAAAAAAGUAAUGCCCGAUAAAAAAAGAUUUUAUACGAUUGUAUAAAAUUAUAUACAAAAAAUGGCCCGAUCGGAAUGUAUACAACUGUAUAAAAAUUGUAUACAAUUCUAUAAAAAAUGUCUACAAUUGGAUCGGGCCAUUUUUUCUAUUCAAUUUAUAUAUAGUCUAUAUAUAAUUGUAUAAAAUCUUUUUUCAUCUGGUGGAGAUGAUUCCCUUCUUCUAAUUAUAAAUCAUGAAGUGAAUAGCUUAUACGUAUUGAUUAGUGGAAUAAAGUAUUAUUUGAUUUAAAAAAUCAGUAUUAAAAGUAUGACUGAAUUUAAUCCUAAUAGUAGUUACACUUCAUGAUAUUAAGUAGUUAAUAAAACGUAAAUUUAUUAAUUAAUUGAGAUUAAUUAAGAACAAAAGUUAC